UCGAUCUUGACGCAAAGGGCACACAUAUUAAGUCAAGAUGAUGAGAACUAGCAUACGUAACAUCUCGAAGACGGCCAUUUCAUGUGUCAAGUAUGAACCAAUACCAAUCAAUCAAUACAACCAGGCCAGGUCGGCAUUCAACAUCAAACCUAAGAAGACCCAAGGAUUAGUCCACAAUCCACCAGCUGCCAUUUCAAAGCCAUCAAUGAAGACACCCAAAGCAUUUUUACCAGAGUCUGACCCAAGACGAAACCUUCCAAACGCCAACGAAUUCACCAAGGAACAGUUGGAGAACUAUCCAGUCAUUAAUAGAUAUGAAGCCCAAGGCAACAGAAGCUAUGAAGUGACACCAGAAAUUGUCGAGAAAAUAGUAGCAUUGAGAUCCCAGGAUCCUAAAGUCUGGACCAUCAGCAAAUUAAGUAAGGAAUUCAACAUCGACCAAAGGAAGGUCAAUGUCUUCACUGGAAUGUUGAAGGAGAAGGUGAACCAGGAGGAAGGAUUGAACGAGAGACAACUUUUGAGAAGAUCUGAAAUGAAGAAGAGAACUCAAUUGUGGUUGAGAGGUGAAUUUUAAACUUGUACAUAGAUUGUUUAAAGAAGGUGUAAUAAUACAUAGAACCACACGAAUCAAAAGGAUUUGACGGAGACAUGUGCCCCGUGGAAGCUGCAUAGCAC
This is a messenger RNA of Suhomyces tanzawaensis NRRL Y-17324, 675 nucleotides long. Its product is annotated as mitochondrial 54S ribosomal protein mL58. Bases 38 to 574 code for a protein of 178 amino acids. Lineage: Eukaryota; Fungi; Ascomycota; Pichiomycetes; Serinales; Debaryomycetaceae. Gene Ontology annotation, molecular function: structural constituent of ribosome. The transcript has a single exon. Gene Ontology annotation, cellular component: mitochondrial large ribosomal subunit. The record is from RefSeq and is a predicted model, not a curated record.